Apaloderma vittatum (bar-tailed trogon) is the source of this 314-nucleotide messenger RNA. RefSeq names its product adenylate kinase 1 (gene AK1). The transcript has 3 exons. Lineage: Eukaryota; Metazoa; Chordata; Aves; Trogoniformes; Trogonidae. Gene Ontology annotation, biological process: nucleoside triphosphate biosynthetic process. The annotation marks the transcript as partial. Gene Ontology annotation, cellular component: cytoplasm; cytosol. The record is from RefSeq and is a predicted model, not a curated record. Gene Ontology annotation, molecular function: ATP binding; AMP kinase activity.
AAAAACUCAAGCACCACAAAAUCAUCUUCGUGGACACGGUGCUGGACAUGCUCCGGGAUGCCAUGGUGGCCAAAGCCGAUGUGUCCAAGGGUUUCCUCAUCGAUGGCUACCCCCGCGAGGUGAAGCAGGGAGAGGAGUUUGAGAAGAAGAUCGCCCCCCCCACGCUGCUGCUCUACGUGGAUGCGGGGAAGGAGACGAUGGUGAAACGGCUGCUGAAGCGAGGCGAGACCAGCGGGCGGGUGGACGACAAUGAGGAGACCAUCAAGAAGCGUUUAGAGACCUACUACAAGGCUACCGAGCCCGUCAUCGCCUUC